AUGAGCUACCCACUAACCCUGGACAUGGACUUCAUCACCUAUAACAUGGGGGACCUGGAAUUUGCCUUCUACGGUAAUAGCACGGAGAUCCCCUUCCAGGACGGUCAGUUCUGCUCCACAGUGGAGGGGCCCCUGCUGGCCUCCUUCAAGGCGGUGUUCAUGCCGGUGGUCUACAGCCUCAUCUUCCUCCUGGGCAUGAUGGGAAACAUCCUGGUGCUCGUGAUCCUGGAGAGGCACCGGCACACUCGGAGCUCGACCGAGACCUUCCUGUUCCACCUCGCAGUGGCCGACCUCCUCUUAGUCUUCAUCCUGCCAUUUGCAGUGGCCGAGGGCUCUGUGGGCUGGGUCUUAGGGACCUUCCUUUGCAAAGCCGUGAUCGCUCUGCACAAGAUCAAUUUCUACUGCAGCAGCCUGCUGUUGGCCUGCAUCGCCAUAGACCGUUACCUCGCCAUCGUCCACGCCGUCCACGCCUACCGCCGCCGUCGCCUCCUCUCCAUCCACAUCACCUGCACAACCAUUUGGCUGGCUGGCUUCCUGUUUUCCUUACCGGAACUCCUCUUUGCCAAGGUUGGCCAGCCUCAUCACAACGACUCCCUGCCACAGUGCAUCUUCUCCCAAGAAAACGAAGCCGAAACCAGAGCCUGGUUCACCUCCCGAUUCCUCUACCAUUUUGGGGGCUUCCUACUACCCAUGCUUGUGAUGGCCUGGUGUUACGUGGGGGUGGUACACAGGCUAUGCCAGGCCCAGCGGCGCCCUCAGCGGCAGAAGGCAGUCAGGGUGGCCAUCUUAGUGACAAGUAUUUUCUUUCUCUGCUGGUCACCCUACCACAUUGUCAUUUUCCUAGACACGCUGGACAGGCUGAAGGCCAUGAACAGCAGCUGUGAGCUGAGCGGCUAUCUUUCUGUGGCCAUCACCGUAUGUGAAUUCCUGGGCCUGGCCCACUGCUGUCUCAAUCCCAUGCUCUACACCUUUGCCGGAGUAAAGUUCCGAAGUGACCUGUCUCGGCUUCUGACCAAGCUAGGCUGUUCUGGCCCAGCCUCCCUUUGCCAGCUCUUUCCCAACUGGCGCAAGAGCAGUCUCUCCGAGUCAGAGAACGCCACCUCUCUCACCACCUUCUAG
Messenger RNA from Psammomys obesus (fat sand rat), 1119 nucleotides. RefSeq names its product C-X-C motif chemokine receptor 5 (gene Cxcr5). The coding region runs from base 1 to 1119 and encodes 372 amino acids. The transcript has 2 exons. Gene Ontology annotation, biological process: immune response; lymph node development; G protein-coupled receptor signaling pathway. Gene Ontology annotation, molecular function: C-X-C chemokine receptor activity. The record is from RefSeq and is a predicted model, not a curated record. Lineage: Eukaryota; Metazoa; Chordata; Mammalia; Rodentia; Muridae. Gene Ontology annotation, cellular component: membrane.